AUUUUGUCAUUGGACAAAAAUUUUUUUUUGUUUUACUAUGCCAAUGAAUCUUUAGUGGGUACACAGAAUUAGGGGUGUUUAACCAGUUGAUCUGGUACAUUGAUUCCAAACCGAACAUUAUUUCUGGAGCUGUGAGUUUAUUGACCUUUCAGCAGUGAAAUACAUUUCACCUAUGAAUUCAUUUAUGAAUCAUGAAUUCAUGUUCCUGUUACUGCAAUGAUGAGGAAACAUUGCUUAAAUUUUGGAUUAUUUUUGGCUAAUCAAAAUGCUUCUUUAGUUGUAACAUCACAUUAUUUUCUCCCUGCAGCUAAGAUUAUCAAUUGGAAACAAGGCAAGGAAAAUCAAAAAACCAUAAAAGGAUAAGAAAUAAUUAAUUUCAUUGAGGAAAAACAUUCUAGUCAAUGAAAAUAGAAACCCAGCAGGGCAGGUGAAAUAACUUUGAUCUUAGUUUUAAUGUAUGACCAUUGUAUCAGAGAUGAUGUGCUCCCAAUAUUCUCCAAUGAAAACAUAUGGCUGAUUUUAGCUGGUUUUUUAUCAACAUAAAGUUUGCAGGUUUUAUUUUUUUGAAGUAGAUUCUUCAGCUUGAUAGUUAUGAAUAAAAAUUCAGUUUGCAUAUGUUUUCAGCAUGUAAAUUCAGCUGUGCUACAAUUUUUUUGUUUUAAUCAAGGGUUAAAUAUUUGUAAUAUACUUGUAGGUAUGUAUUGAAAAUUCUAAUAAUAAAUGAAAUAUAGACCCUUAAACCAUCAGAAUAGAUAAACCUUCAUAAAAUUAUUCUUAAUUUUACAAAAUAAAAACUGGAACAAAAUACUGUUGAAUCUUGUGCUGAAAUCAGGUUUUCUGGUCACAAUUGACAAAGAUCUGCAGAGAAUGAAUGGCAGUUCUAAUAUUCAAUCUGCAUUUCAUCCUUAAAUCUAGUAUUUUCACAUCAUGGCUUAUCCAAAGAUUCAGUUUGCAUCCCUUCCUGUAAAUUUGAAACCUGCUUUGAUUGAAAAGAUUCAAGGUUUGCAAGGAAUAGUGCUUGAUCUCCACCACGUUCAGUUUAAUGAACAGUGUACUCACUUGGUGGUUCAGAAUGACCACUUUAGACCAACUGAGCGCCUUUUGGCUUGUUUGGCUGCAGGCAUAUGGAUUGUGCGCAUGUCUUGGGUGGAGGCAAGUUGUUUGAGUGGCUAUUGGGUGUCUGAAGAACCUCAUGAGUGCAUGGGGGGCCAUGGAAUUACACGAUAUCACAGACUGAGAGCUAAAGCUGCAAUGGAAUCUGCUGGACGAGGAUGUGCAUUGCCUGGCUUGAUUGCUAAUAACACUUCCAGCAUUGACAGCAUCAAACAUCGGGGGAUCCUCUCGGGCUGGACAAUGUAUGUUCGUGUCAAACAAUCAUCUGACAGCAGAUCAUUUAGGAGAGUAUUGUCAGCUGCUGGAGCUGAAGUUGUGAGUAGCUCAGAUUUCGCAUGUUCCCGAGAUCGUCUGAAUCUAGUGCUGUGUGAUAAUGAAAGCAUUGCUGUGCUAAGACCUCUCCUGGGUCCAGGCACACUCAUUGCUCAUCACAAUUUCUUGAGGGAUAUACUGCUAUGUCGCCAUGAUCCAGCUAAGAUUCAGCCAUAUCUCUACCCAGCCCAUAGUAGGCCAAGUAUGCAGAGUGCUGGAUCGGCUGAUCAACCUUUGAUUCUGGAUGGAGCCUCUUCAUUCACUCCAAGGAAGUCAACCCCUGUCACUGCAACUACAGCUCGUCGCCCUACAACAUUACUGCGGCGUAAUAGAAUUCAAAAUAAUGGUUCGAUCACAGAAUAUUUGUCUCCGUCCAAACCUCCCAACAGAGUACAAGAAAUCGUUAUUUUAGAUGAAGCUGAUGAUGCUACCCAUGAACUGGUGAAUCUAACUGGUGAGACAAUUCUUCCACAGAAAUUGUUCUCUGAUAUUAUUGUAGUCAGUGAUGAUGAAGAAGACAACCACCCUUCAAAAAAAUUGAAACAUACUUCGUCUACCACUACAACACCUAAAACAACGUAUACUACCUCUACUGGAAUUGAUGAUGAAAUUGAAGUGCUAAAAAUUUUGACACAGCCUUCUGGGCUAAAUUCUCAUAGAAGAGAUUGCAGCUACUUGGGCAAGUCUUCUAGCAGAUCAGGAAUUUUAAACUUGCACGAUGUGAAGAAUGAAGAUGACUGUUGUAUAACUGAAGUGCAAAAAAAUGUAGCAAAGAGCAGUUUUUUUAAUAACCUGCCCAAAGCUCUGUUUGACUCAAAGCCAUCUGUAAGCCAGCUCAAUCUAAAGAGUGAAGACGUUAAUUUGAAGCUAGGGCUGCUCAAGUUUGAGAAAGGCCUCCAAAAAGUACUUGCAGCACAUAACUUGGGAUCUGCUUCAGCUAACCCAAUUUCUUCCUUGAAGUUGGAAACUCCUGAUGCUGAAGAUGACAAGAAGUUUAAUGUUAAAUUAGAACCUCUCAAGAUUGAGUUGGACACAAAAGAAAAUGUUGAAGUAAACAAAGCAUUAGAUUUGCCUCCUAAUGGUACCAUCCCUCCUCUGACGUGUUCCAGUCCUGCUUCAGCUCCUUCUGCCCCUCCUUGCCAGGCACCAACUGAAGGCCUUGUCAAUACCUCUGUUGAUUCGUCGUUGUCUAUGUCUUCCAAUUCAGAAAAUGGUUUCACCGGAGGAAGAAUUCCUCAUUGGUUAACACGCAAUAUGAUGGGGAAAUUUUUGGAAAGAAGUUAUUCUUGUCGUGAAAUAUUUGGAAGUUCUUUUGACUGUUGCUUCCCGACUCAGCUUGAUCCUGUGCUUGCUCCCUACUGCAGAGUUCAAAAAAGCACUGAAGCCAGUCUUUACUGCUAUACCACUGGAAUUAGAAUCAUUCUGGGUAUGUUCAGCUAA
Messenger RNA from Hyalella azteca, 2865 nucleotides. RefSeq lists its product as uncharacterized. The record is from RefSeq and is a predicted model, not a curated record. Gene Ontology annotation, biological process: positive regulation of double-strand break repair. The coding region runs from base 928 to 2865 and encodes 645 amino acids. NCBI's taxonomy places the organism in Eukaryota, Metazoa, Arthropoda, Malacostraca, Amphipoda, Hyalellidae. The transcript is spliced from 7 exons.